Fimicolochytrium jonesii is the source of this 3012-nucleotide messenger RNA. RefSeq lists its product as uncharacterized. NCBI's taxonomy places the organism in Eukaryota, Fungi, Chytridiomycota, Chytridiomycetes, Spizellomycetales, Powellomycetaceae. The record is from RefSeq and is a predicted model, not a curated record. The coding region runs from base 1 to 3012 and encodes 1003 amino acids. The transcript is spliced from 8 exons.
AUGCCGGCCCGCCGGUCAAAGGUGGCGGAGGCCGCUGACAAGGCCGCUGAUGGCUCCGACUCUGACGUCGCGAGCGAGGAGGCGCUGGCGGACAUGGCCACCAGCGUGCUACUUGCCUUCGGCGACGAGGGGAGCGAGCACGAGCAGGAAGGGGGGGAGGAGGGCGACGGGGAGGAGGAGGGCGACGCGGAGGAGGAUGGGCGCGCUGAGGAGGAGGGGCGCGCUGAGGAGGAGGGGCGCGCUGAGGAGGAGGCUGGGGAGGAGGAGGCGAGCGCCGCGCCCAAGAAGCGCAGUGGAAAGUCCGCCAAGCGGAUCCUUCAGCAAGAGAAGACAAGAAUGGUCAACCGAAUGCUGCAGCUUCUACGGGCGGGAGACCCCGCUGAUUGGUCCAAGUCAUUGAGCAUGGCGGAAGCUUGGAAAACAGCCAACGUUGACAUGGGGCGGAUGAGGGAGGCUGCCGGUGCGGAGGCUAGGCCCGCGACCGCCAACUUGCUUGGCCACAGCGCACAACGUAGCCUCGCGCUGGCGUUGGUCGACCAGCUGGACCCCGACGACAGGAGGGCGCUCCGCGACAACGUGGGGAGCAUAUCGGCGACCAUCGCGGACGUUGUCGUCGCCGAGGGGGCGCUCAUCACAGCCGCCGAGAGCUUGGUCGAGAUCUGCAAGCUGGCUGGCGAGCCCCUCCGACUCAUCGUUGCAUCCUCUCGGAGCGCAGGCCGCAGCUACCUGGUCACAGACAGCGACGACACAGUGCGGAUCGUGGCGGGGGACCUGAUGGGGCAGCCCGUCGACACCGCCCGCGCAGCCCGGCGUGCUCUGGACACCUACGUAGGCUCCCUGUUUGUUGAGGGGGAGAAAAACGGGGGGAAGAGAAAACACGGGGCUAAAAAAGACGGGGAUGAAAAAGAAGGGAAACCCCUGGCGCCCAUCGUGCCCAUCUGGAAAAACAGAGAGGGCCUCCGCGAUGCACUUUGGGACAAGUACAACAAGGCAUCCGGCAGGGACAUCAGGCGCACGCCUUGGCCGGAGAUCCGCGCGCUGACAAACCCCCUCCUUGUCAAGGGCUGGCCACCGUACUCGCUGUAUGGCCGCACCUUUGGCAAGACGGCAAGCAAGGAGGAAGUGGCAAGCUUCUCGCUGUACUGGGACUGCAUUCAGCACGUCGGCGCGAGGACAAAGGCCCGCGGACCCGCUGGCAUCUGUGGCCGGCGUGACCAAGAACGGCUGGGAGGGGCAGGGCCCACGGCUGCUCAGGUCGAGGCGCUUUCUGGCUCCCCAGUCAGCGGGGUCGGCGAGGGGGCAUCGGGGAAGGUGGCCAUGGAGGCGGCGGAGGGGGUGGGGGAGGAGGUGGCAGAGAAGACGGCGGAGAAGGCGGCGGAGAAGGCGCCGGGGGAGGCUGAGGCUGGGAAGCGCAAGCGCGCAGAGGAGGGGGAGCCGGAGCAAGCGCCCCCCGAGAAGAGGGGCAAGCCCACUGCAGCCGCGGAGGAGGAGGGAUCGGAGGAGGAGGGGUCAGACGAGGAGGGAUCGGACAGGGAUAGGAAUUGGGCGGAGGAUAUGGCCACGCUAUCUCUUCGCCUGACCCAGGCCCGCCAAAUGGCGGACUAUCACGGAGGGUUCAAGGGGAGGUACGAAGCCACAGGCGGCCCCGAGGCCUCAAAGCUGCUCGACGAAACCAUGCACCUAUUCAGAAAGCUCGCGCGCUCAGAGGCCAAUGGCGGGAAAGGGUGCAAGAAGGCCAUCAGGCAAAACGUGGCAACUUUGGGGAAGGCGGCGGACCGCAUAUGGGAAGGCUACAGGGGCGUCGCAGACGACACUUACACGCGCAUGCAGGAAGCGGCAAAGCCGGGGAGACAAGAGGCAAAACAACGGGCACCCAAACCCAAGCUGGCCGCACCGAAACUGGCCAAAGGGGAGGAGUACUUGCUCAAUAACACUGAGGCGCGCAAGCACUGGCAGGUGGAGAGGGGGGAGGGCCCGCCGAAGCCUGCCUCAGUGGUGCCCUAUGCGCGCGCCACCGGCCACGGCGAGAUGCCCGGCUUCUGGAUGCCGCCACAGGCUGUGAUGGACGAGUGCGCACGCCUGGCCCAGUAUGGCGACGUCGGCCCCUUCACUCUGCCGCCGACCGUGCUUGGCCUCUACCCAAACCUGAAGGAGGCGGGGAGGGGGUGGAUGGGCGCGCCCGACAAGGCCGGCCUAGUGGGGAACAUGGGCGGCAGGCCGAAGAGCGCAAGCAAUUGGCUGUCGCUGACCAUGAUAUACACGUACGUCGACACCCUGGCAAAGUCGGCGGCCGUGACCCGGAGGGAGACAGGGCAACCCCUACAACGCAUGUGGACGGCCGGCGAGGCGCUGCUGAUCGGUGAGGGGUGUUUGGCUCCCGCAUACAUUCACCCGUCGCCAGCAGAACACGACGUUGCCCACUUCAUCCUCCACAGAAACCGCAACCAUUUCGCCUCGUACUGGUAUGACCGGACGGAUGGCCGGCAUUACUUUUACGACUCCAUGUUCGGCAAGCGAUCGGGGAAAAUGAACGCGGCCGUAUGGACCGAGGACAUUCGCUGGCGCAUCGUGGACAGGGUGCGGUGGGCCCACGUCCCCCCCAUCUAUGUGUCGCACCCCCGCCAGCAGGACAUGGACUCCUGCGGGGUUCUCUCGUGCUGCAUGGCCAGCUGGAUCAUUCACGGCACGGUGGGGGAGCGCAAUGCGAAGGGGGCGCUUGUGCUCCCGGCCACGUAUUCCACCAGUCAGGUCCACGUUGCGCGCUGGACUAUCAUGUGGACCAUUCUGCACGGGAAAGCCUCGAACAUUACGGCCGUGGGCAAGGAUCAAGGGGGCACGGAAGGCUGGGCGGCCCCUCUGUGCGAUGUGGCCAGCUGGGUGGCCGGUGGACGGAAACCACCGGCGGCCACAAGUGCAGCCACCCGCGCGGCAGAGUCGAAAACCGCAGAAGCCGUGGCAGGGAGCGCUGGCAGCAGGGAGCCGUCGGUCAAAGCGGUCGGCGGUGAUGGUUGA